UGACGUUUCAUAUAUAAAUCAGAAAAUAUGUUUUAGCUUUCUUACGUUCAAUUUGGCUCCUAAAAAUUAUUGUGUGUGGAAUAUACAAAAGAGUGCAAUGCUUUAGCUAACAUACAUCAUAAACAAAAUAGUAUGAUUGUUAAAAUUUUAGAAUGGCCUCGAAUUGCAAAGAAAAGAUUAAGAAGUAUAAAAAUGCAGAAAAUAAAAAAUGCAAAUUUAGUUUCUCUUCUUCCUCAACCGAGUUAAAUAAAAGCAAAACAGGGAGUUGCCCUAUUGAACCAACUUCAUUAAGCAACAUAAAAUAUCCGAAACAGUUUCUUCAUGUCGAGAGAAGGAAUUAUAGCUUACAACUUGUUCAAUUUCCGGUAGAGAUUUUAAAAGGAAUACACAGCCUCAAAUUCUCCCAAACUCUCGGAUUCUAUGUAUGUGGUUACGGAAAUGGAGAUAUAGAGAUGAGGGAAGAAAUGUCAAACAGACUUUUGGCCAAAACAACAUUGUCUCUUGAUGGUCAGGAUCCAGUCGUUAGCUUAUGUUUCCAUCCGAAACUGUCUCACUUUCUUUUCGCUGCUUGUUCUUACGGAAAAAUACACUUGAUCAAAACGCAUUCGUUCACCGGUAAACUGCUUUUUGAACAAAAAAAAAACGAACUACAUUCAAUUGAUGUGAGUUCAACUGGUAAUUUACUAUUUAGUGGCGGAAAAGAUGGCCAAAUUCGGGUGUACGAUGUACAAGCAGAAAAGGUGGUUCGAAAGUUCGAAGGACAUCGUUUUAGGGUGUUUUGUGUGAAAUAUGACUUUCAUACUAAUUUAGUAAUCUCCGGAGGUUGGGAUAAGUUUGUUAAGAUAUGGGAUUUGCGUGAGCAAAACGCAAUUAAGACCAUAAAGGGGCCAUACAUCUGUGGUGAUGCUAUAGAUAUGCGAGGCUCCAUUAUCCUUACUGGUUCAUGGGUGGAAACAGACAGCAUUCAAUUAUGGGAUUUCGGGACAUCAAAAUUACUUCAUACUUUUCGAGCAACGAACCGUCAUAGACACUUUAUUGGUGAAUAUGUAUACUGCUGCAAAUUCCUCCAAACGGAUACUGAUGCAGAAAAAAUUUUAGUAGGGGGAACAGAUGCACUGGAGGUUCUAAACUGGAAGAAGAGAAAAAUUACAGAAAGGUUAGAGGUGCCGAAAACAGUUCAAACUUUGGACGACAAACAGACAAGUGUCAUAUUCGGAGGAAUGGAGCCUUUGCUACGGAUUGCUAAAUUUAAGGAACUAUAAUUGUUCCUAUGAGAAUAAAAAAAAAUCAGAUAGAUUAGCAUUAGAAAAAGACCACUGAAUUCUGUCUUCCUGUGUCAGCAACUAUUACAUUAAAAUAAGUUUAAUAAAAUUUAUGCAAGUA
This is a messenger RNA of Agrilus planipennis (emerald ash borer), 1383 nucleotides long. RefSeq lists its product as uncharacterized. Gene Ontology annotation, molecular function: protein binding. The coding region runs from base 153 to 1262 and encodes 369 amino acids. The transcript has a single exon. Lineage: Eukaryota; Metazoa; Arthropoda; Insecta; Coleoptera; Buprestidae. The record is from RefSeq and is a predicted model, not a curated record.